CAGACGAGCUAGGCAAGCGUGCGCCACAGUGAACAGGAAAGCAAAGCAAGCUGACAGCCAGACAGCGACGCUGACACUGAGCUGGAGGAGUAAUACGAGAUGAGGAAAAUUAAACAGACAUGUGUUUAAUGUUUUUCUUGAGGGACACCUCCCUAUGGCCGCAUUAGAGUGUGAGAGGGCAGGAAAUAAAAGAAGCAAAGCAAGCUGACAGCCAGGACAGCCACGCAGCGACGCAGACACGGAGCUGAAGGAGUACGAACCCUCGGAUUUUUUCUCUCUCUCCUUGGACUCUCGUGACCGUGACAACCGAUCAAGACAAUACAAGACAGGACGUCCCUUUUAUGUGCCUGGUGAAGGGCAUGCUGCCCGAAACGUCACGUUAAAAUUAGCUUGGUGUGUGGACUUCAUUUUCACAGAGAGAGACCAUGGCCGAUACUGCAGCUGCUGCUCCUGCUGCUGUCCCCACGCGACAGACCCAACCGGGAGAUGGGCACGCGGGGGAGGCCUCCGUUACCGUAGCCGUGUCUCCUGCCUCUUUUUCGCGGGGAUUCGCGAGACAGGGCGCGCUGAGGCAGAAGAACGUGAUCGAGGUGAAGGAGCACAAGUUCACCGCGCGCUUCUUCAAGCAGCCCACAUUCUGCAGUCACUGCACCGAUUUCAUCUGGGGCUUUGGAAAACAGGGCUUUCAAUGUCAAGUCUGCUGUUUCGUAGUGCAUAAGCGGUGUCAUGAGUUUGUGACCUUCUCGUGUCCCGGGGCCGACAAAGGACCAUCCGCAGAUGACCCCCGCUCUCGACAUAAGUUUAAGGUCCACACCUAUUCCAGUCCAACCUUCUGUGAUCAUUGUGGGUCGCUGCUGUACGGCCUCAUACACCAGGGAAUGAAAUGUGAACAUUGUAUGAUGAAUAUCCAUAAAAGGUGUGUUGCCAAUGUUCCAAGCCUUUGUGGGACCGAUCACACGGAGAGGAGAGGACGCAUUUCCAUCAAGGCCCACAUACACACACACACCCUCUCCGUCACCAUUGUUGAGGCCCGUAAUCUCGUGCCUAUGGAUCCUAAUGGCUUAUCUGACCCGUAUGUCAAGCUGAAGUUGGUUCCAGAUCCAAAGAGCGAGAGCAAACAGAAGACCAAGACCAUAAAGUGCUCACUGAACCCCACCUGGAACGAGACGUUUACAUUUACUCUUAAAGAAGGUGAUAUGGAUCGUCGUCUGUCAGUAGAAGUCUGGGAUUGGGACCUUACCAGUAGGAAUGAUUUCAUGGGAUCUCUCUCAUUUGGACUUUCGGAGCUGCUCAAACAACCGGUCACUGGAUGGUAUAAACUCCUAAGUCAAGAGGAAGGUGAAUAUUUCAAUGUUCCUGUUCACGCUGAGGAAGAGGAGGAGGAGAUGAGACAAAAGUUUGAGAGGGCCAGGAUGGGUGGAGGGAGUGUGACUGACGGCUCCUUGGCCAAUGACAUCUCUUUGUACGAAAGCAACGCCAAUAAGGACCGCAUGAAGCUCUCAGACUUUACCUUCCUCAUGGUGUUGGGGAAGGGCAGCUUUGGAAAGGUCAUGUUGGCUGAAAGAGCAGGAACAGACGAACUCUACGCAGUGAAGAUCUUAAAGAAGGACAUCGUUAUUCAAGAUGACGAUAUCGAAUGUACGAUGGUGGAGAAGAGGGUCCUCGCACUGUCUGGAAAACCUCCUUUCUUAACACAGCUACACUCCUGCUUUCAAACUAUGGAUCGUCUCUACUUCGUGAUGGAGUAUAUUAAUGGAGGAGAUCUGAUGUAUCAAAUCCAGCAAGUUGGAAAAUUCAAGGAGCCGCACGCAGUGUUCUAUGCUGCUGAGAUCGCUAUUGGUCUCUUCUUCCUACACUCAAAAGGCAUCAUAUACCGAGAUCUAAAACUAGAUAACGUGAUGCUUGACUCUGAGGGCCACAUCAAGAUAACUGAUUUUGGGAUGUGUAAAGAGAACAUGAUGGAUGGAAUAACCACAAAGACUUUCUGUGGAACGCCGGAUUACAUUGCACCUGAGAUCAUUGCCUAUCAGCCGUAUGGGAAGUCAGUUGACUGGUGGGCAUUUGGAGUUCUACUCUACGAGAUGUUGGCCGGACAGCCUCCGUUUGAUGGUGAGGAUGAGGAUGAGUUGUUUCAGUCGAUAAUGGAACACCAUGUCUCGUACCCCAAAUCCAUGUCCAAAGAGGCAGUGGCAAUAUGCAAAGGGUUGAUGACAAAGCACCCUGGUAAACGUCUGGGCUGCGGUGCGGAGGGAGAGCGGGACAUUAGGGAGCACGCCUUCUUCAGGUACAUGGACUGGGAGAAGCUACGGAGCAAAGAGGUGCAGCCGCCAUUCAAACCCAAAGCCUGUGGUCGUGAUGCUGAAAACUUUGACCGUUUUUUCACCCGUCACGCUCCUGUGUUGACGCCUCCUGAUCCAGACCUGCACCCCCAACUCCUCCCCCACGCACACUUUACAGGCUUCUCAUUUGUCAAUCCAAAUUACCAGUAGCCAAUCACAAUGCUCAUAUGGACCAGAUACAUUGUCACAUUAUCACAUCAUCAUUUCCAAGGAUUCUCAUGCGUCAGUACAAAUUGGCAGUAGCCAAAGAAAAUGCUCAUACGGACCCAUAUCUCAUCACAUGAUCACUUUCAAGACUUCUCAUUUGUCAAUCCAAACUACCAGUGGCCUAUCAAAAUGCUCAUACGGACCCCUCCUAUCUCAUCAUAUGAUAACUUCAGGGGAUUCUCAUUCGCCAACCACAACUAUCAACAGCCAAUCAAAACACUGGUACCAGCCAUGCACCCCCGGCCUUCACUUCCAAGGAUUCUGAUUCGUCAACCCACACAACAAUUAGCUAAUCACCACGGGGGUACCGCCUACCCAUCACACUGACAAGAAGCUGGACAAAUCAAAUGUUCCACCUAUGCCGGCAUGGCCAGGUGAUUACUGACAGACCAAUGGCUAUGCUGUUCCCGUCCAUCCUGUCAUACUGACAUGCAGUUGGACCAAUAGCAAAGCUGCUCCCGCCUAUCCUGUCAUACUGACAUGCAGUUGGACCAAUCGCACGCCCUUGUCGUGGACAUCUUCACUGAUAUGCAGCAGGACCAAUUGCUAUGCUGCUCCCACCCAUCCUGUCACACUGACCAAUCAUAGCCUUGCUCCUGAAUCCCAUGUAAACCAUAUAUAAAUGAAGGAAGCGAAGGGCAGCACUCUUCAGAUUUAAAAAAAAAAAAAAUAUUCGCCAACAAACGUUUCAGGCAUAGCCUCUCUUCAGCAUGUAAUGGCGAUCGCUGUCCUUCGCUUCCUACAAUAUGCUGGAAAACCCAUAUCUCUGACAUGCAGCAGGACCAAUUAGUAGGGGCUCUAAGCCGAGAAAUCGUUACGCGCUGGAUAGAAGCAUAUAAUUCGGUACACGUGUUCCUUGACUGAUUUGAAGACAUCCUAGAAGGGGUGCCCCUUGAAAAAAAAUGUCUACCAUGUCAUAUACAAUAUGUCAUGUUGGUAACGCAUUACAUUGCUAUUACAUGACAUUAUACUUAGCUGACAAUGUUAAUAUAGUCCUCAGAAGAGAUGAAGCAAGGGUAGCCUGCUAGACCAGAUUGAUAAAACUACAAAAUGUACAUAGUGUGAAAGUAUGGGUGAGUCUGUGCUUACGUGCUUGACAGCAUGUAACAUUGUGAACGAUUUAAGAAGAUUCUUGGUCUGAAUUAAAAUGAGCAUUGCCAACACUAAAACUAUGGUGAGAAUAGACUGCUGCUAAUGCUCGAUUUGAAUGGGAUAGUGUCACUGCAAGAUGCCCUAAGUAGCAGGUUCUCCAUCCUCUAAUUUCCAUAACAGAUAUACGUAUUUUAUUUGUAUGAGAGAGGGUAAAGGACAGGACCUUUCCAUAUGUAUGAAGAACCCCAUAA
Molecule: messenger RNA, 3889 nt
Organism: Engraulis encrasicolus (European anchovy)
Lineage: Eukaryota; Metazoa; Chordata; Actinopteri; Clupeiformes; Engraulidae
Gene: prkcba
Product: protein kinase C, beta a
Exons: 18
Coding region: 426-2489 (687 amino acids)
Biological process (GO): intracellular signal transduction; peptidyl-serine phosphorylation
Cellular component (GO): nucleus; cytoplasm
Molecular function (GO): ATP binding; diacylglycerol-dependent serine/threonine kinase activity; zinc ion binding
Source: RefSeq, a predicted model, not a curated record